Molecule: messenger RNA, 4434 nt
Organism: Plasmodium berghei ANKA
Lineage: Eukaryota; Apicomplexa; Aconoidasida; Haemosporida; Plasmodiidae
Product: zinc finger protein, putative
Exons: 4
Coding region: 1-4434 (1477 amino acids)
Molecular function (GO): metal ion binding
Source: RefSeq, a predicted model, not a curated record
AUGCAUCGAUUUAAAAUAUACAAAAUUCAAAUGUGCAAAUAUGCACUAAUAAAUAAAUGCGAUAGAGGCGAAAACUGUACAUUUGCUCAUGAUAUAAAUGAAUUGAGAAUAAAACCAGAUAUGAGAAAAACAAAAUUAUGCAAAAGUUAUAUUUUAGGAAAAUGUACAGAUCAUAGUUGUAUAUAUGCUCAUUCUGUGAACGAAUUGAGGGAAGUAGGAAAACCAGCAAUUUGUCAGCUCCAUCGAGAAGGGAGAUGUAUAAAGGGAAACCAAUGUAGGUUUGCACAUUCGAUAAAUGAUAUAAACACAAAACUUGUUCAAUUUUAUGAUUGUGAAAAUAAUAUAGUUAGUGAAAUGAAUAGUAUAUCAAAUUGUGAUAACUCUUUAAAUAAUAUAAGUAAAGAAAAGCAAAUAAUGGUUAAUAAUAUGAAAGGAUAUACAAAUAUGAGAAAUAGUAAUUCAAACUUUGAAAUAGAAUGUAAUAUAAUUAAUAAAAAAAAUGAAUUAUUGGAUGUUAUGCUAAUGGAAAACAAUUCUAAUUCAUCAGUUUUAUCAAACAAUCUUGUUAUUAGAAACAUUGUGACAAAAAAUGGACAGAAUAAUGGACAUAACGUAUAUCGAACAAAUUUAAUAAAAACAGGAUCAAAUAAUUUAGGAUCUGAUAUAUAUAUAAAUGAGAAAAAAAACGAUUUUAACAAUCGAAAUGGAAUAAUAAAAGAUACAAAACUAUCAAUAAUAAAUAUUAAUGAUAAUGUAAAAAAUGGAUGUUUUGCAGAGAAUUUAAAAUGUGUUUUGCAAAGUAAUUGUGAAAAUAGUAAUCAUAACGGGAAAAAUAAUCGACGAAAAAAUAAUUUAGUUCCUAUUUGUGUCGAUAAAACUGAAAAUAUAAAUUUUAUGAAUAAUAGAAAUGAAAAAAAUCUAUUAAAUGAUGAGAGUGAUUCAAAAUUAGCAAAUAAUAUUUCUGUUUUAAGACCAUCUCUCAAUUUUCCCAAAAAAUUACAAUUUAAUUAUGGGGAAGAAAAUAUAAUAAAUGAUAAUGUUGGAUUUAAAUAUAAUAAUAUGCAAAAUAUAUCAAAUGGUAAUAUAUUAGAAAGCUAUGAACAUGUGAAGAAUGUGAAUAAUUUGAUAGAUGGGAAUGAUUAUGGUAAAAAAAAUAAUUUGAAUUAUAUGAAUAUAUGUUAUAAUCGUGGCCCAGAUAUGUUUGUAGAAACAAAUCCUAUUGAAUUUGAUGAAAUAAAAAAUGAUCAUAAAAUAAAUACCAAUUUUUUUAGAAAAGAAAAAAGAAAUUUAACUAAAGAUGAGGCAUCGUACUUUCAAUUUGCGAAUAAGAAAAAAGAUAAAACAUAUAAUUACAAAUUAAACAAAUCUUGUAGAAAUGAUUAUUUGUUAAAUAACCGAGAAAAUGUUAUAUAUGAUCUUGAUGGAUAUAUGUCUAGUAGUAGCAUAGAUAAUAAAUAUGAGAAUAGUAUAUGUUUAGAUUCAAAAAAUAAAAAAACAUAUUUAUCAAAUAAUAGAAAUAUAAAUUAUUUUGAAAAAAAAGAUUUAAAAAAUAAUAAUUUAUUUUAUUCAGGAUUUAGAGAAAUGUGUGAAUUUAAUUUGGGGAGUAACAAUGAAGGUAGCAAUACAAAUUGUAUAGAUGCAGUAGUGGGUUCAAUGAGCAUAGGAAAUGAGUUCGAAGUACAUCUAAAAAAUGCGAAUUAUGAAGAUAUUGAUAAAGAAAAAGAACAAUAUGAAUUUGAAAAUAAAUAUAAAAAUGUGGACCCAAACAAGGAUAAUAAAAAUAGUAAAAUGGAAAUAGAUUUUAUAAUGUAUAAAGAAUAUCAAAAUGAAAAAACAGAAAAAAUAUCUAAAGAUAAUGAAGUGAAUAAAACAAAUGAAUUUUUUGGUGAUGGGAAUAUGAGUGAUAAAAUAAAUGGAAAUGAAUUUUUAAAUAGUAAUGAUAAAUAUUUAAACAGGGCUAUACAAAAUGUAUCGGGAGUUUCAACAUCUAAUUUUGUUAAAGGCCGAUUUGAAUAUGCAAAAGAUGAGCAGAUAAAUAACACAGAAUUAGAAAAUUCCAACAGUAAUAUUUCAGAAAAUAAUAUUAAUUCAAGUUUUAAGUUAACAGGAGUUGAUGGUUUUGUCAAGCCUGAACAAGAGGAAAACAAUGGAAUAGAAAAUAUUGGAAAUAUAUCAUAUUUGAAAAUAGAUAAAAUAAAUAAGAUAGAAAAAGGAAUGAUAAGCAAUGAAUGUUUUAAAGAAAAUGUGAUUUAUAAAUUUGGGGAAAAUACAAAUGAAUAUUUAGAUAAUAUUAAAAUGAUUGGAAUAGACGAAAUUAUAAUAGGAAAAAAUAAUUUGGGAAUAAAUAAAAUUAAAAACAAUUUGAUUUAUAGAGAAGAUGAUAAAGAAAAUAGAAAUAAUAGAAAUUAUUAUUUUGAAAAAGAUAAAAUGAUUAAUAAUAUAAAUCCUGAAAAUAAUGGAAAAGAAUAUUUUGAAAAUGAUAUGUAUUUAAAAGUGGAACAAAAAGACACUUUAAAAAAAUAUAGAUUGAAAUAUGAAGAAAGAAAAAUAAUAAAUGAAAAUAAUAAUAUGAAUUAUUAUGAUGGUUUUGAAAUAUAUAUGAAUACAAAUUAUAUGAACAAAAUUCCUAAAACAAAAAACAAUAACACAAUUGUCUCUAAAUUAGUUAAGACAUCAAUGAGCCCACAUAUUAUCCCAUAUAAUAAGAAUAAGAUGAAAACAUUUAACAAUAAUGAUAAUAAUAAUAAUAACAAUAAUGAUAAUAAUGAUAAUAACAAUAAUGAUAAUAAUAAUAAUGAUAAUAAUAAUAAUAAUAAUAAUAAUAAUGAUAAUAAUAAUGAUAACAAUAAUGAUAAUAAUAAUAAUAAUAACAAUAAUGAUAAUAAUAAUAAUAAUAAUAACAAUAAUGAUAAUAAUAAUGAUAACAAUAAUGAUAACAAUAAUGAUAAUAAUAAUAAUGAUAAUAAUAAUAAUAGAAAUAUUAUGAGUUGUUUUAGGGAUGCAACUAAUCCAGUCAAAUCAACCAAUAAAUUGAACAAUUUUGAGAAAAAAAUAGGAAAAGAAAAUGAAAAUAAUUGGGAUUAUAUGAUACAUAAUUUUUCUGAUAAUUAUAGAGAAGACAAAAAAAAAAAAAAAAAAAAUGAAGAAAUAUAUGAAAAUGAAUAUUCAUAUUUAAAAAAAGAAAAUAUAUAUGAACAUUCAGAUAAAUAUGAGAAUUGUUCUAUAGAUAAAAUAAAUAAUGAAAUUGAAAAUAAUAUAUUUGAUUUGAAUUAUGAUGAAAAUAAUAAUUUGAAUAAUAUUAAAAAAUUAACAACAAAUAGUAAAGUCCAAAAUUUUGAUUAUUUGGCAUUUAAUAAAAAUAUCAAAAAAUAUUCCUUGGAAAAUCCAAAUUAUGUUUCAACAUUUAAUUAUUUUAGAGAAAAUGUAAAUUUUGAAAAUAAGCAAAAUGAAAUAAAUAAAGGUGUAAUGACAACAAAUGAUUAUAACAGUUUUUAUGAUAAUAAUAAUGAUAAUAAUAGUAAUAAUAACAAUAAUAAUAUUGGAUCGAAAUCGCUUGGAAUAAAAACAGGUUGUUUUCUAAUUCAAAAUGAAGAAUAUAAUAAAUUGGAUAAAAAAUUCGAAAUUGUAAAUAAUAGAAAAGAAAAAAUGAAUGGAAGUAUUAUAAAAGGGAUUUUAUCAAAUUUCAAGGGAACCGGUAAUGAGGUUUUAAAUUCAGGAAAAGACAUAUUCAUAGAUAAUAAAAAUAAAAAUGUAAACCAAUUAAAUAAUAUAGAAAUAAAAAAUAUUUCCACAACUUUAACUCCAAAUAUAUAUGAAAAAGAUAAUGAAUGUUCUGAUUUUAUUUAUAAUUCUGGAGAAGGGAUAUAUGAUAAUGAAAUAUUUUCGACUAAUUGUCUUUUCGAAGCGCAAAGAUAUUUUGAUUUGCCAUGUAUUUAUAAACAAAACGAAAUAGAAAAUAUGAUUACUCACGAUAAUGAUAUUCACAAUAGUAAUAGUAAAUAUGACCUUUACAUGGAUUAUAAACAGUAUAAUUACAAAAAUAAGACAAAUAAACAAGAAAAUAAUAGUAGUUUUAGGGAUAAUGUUAAUAAAAAUGAUGAAAUAUUUUAUGGUUAUAUGAAUCAGGAAUAUAAUAUGUUAUUAGAAAAUGACAAUGAUGUUGAAAAUAUAAUGAUAAAUACAAAUUGUUUGAAUAAUUUGAGUAAUGCUUAUCAGAAUAAUAUUCAUAAUGGUAGCGAUUUCUGGGAACAGUCGCAUCUUUUUAAUUAUGGAAAUACAAAUGAUGGAAACAUAAAUGAAACGAAUAAUACCAAAGACAUUCAUUUUGAUAAUAAUUUUUUUUUUGAAAAUAAUGAUUUUCCUUUGGAUAAUGAGGAAUAUCCCAUAAAUUUUUGUGGAGACAUGGUUUUUAAUUUUGCAAAGAAUGCCGAAUAG